Molecule: messenger RNA, 3880 nt
Organism: Phlebotomus papatasi
Lineage: Eukaryota; Metazoa; Arthropoda; Insecta; Diptera; Psychodidae
Gene: eIF5B
Product: eukaryotic translation initiation factor 5B
Exons: 8
Coding region: 122-3595 (1157 amino acids)
Molecular function (GO): GTPase activity; translation initiation factor activity; GTP binding
Source: RefSeq, a predicted model, not a curated record
CACUUUUAAAAAUCAAAGUUAACCUAGAAAAUUUUUGCAACAUUUCUUGGAAACACAUUUUGACGGGAAUUUCGCAAAAUUGUGCUUUUUAGGUAGUUACAGUGCAUUCAAGUAGUCCAGGAUGGUGAAGGCACGACGUGGGAAGAAGGAGCUGGCCAAAGAUGAGGAAGUGGAGAGUGAUGUUGAGGUUCAGCAGAAUGCUGCAGCAUCCUCAGACACUGAGGAUGCCUCGAGGAGCCGGAAGGUGAGGAAGGAGAAGAAGAAGACGGUGAAGGAGAGUGAGUCUGAGGAGGAAAACACGAAGAAAUCGACAGUUUCGGGAAAGGAAAAGGGUAAGGGAUGCAAAGAUGAGUCGGAGGAGGACGAUGAGGAGGCUGUCAUUGUGCCGGCCAAGGGGAAGAAGGCCAAAAAGGGUGGAUUUGCCCUGCUAAAUGUUGACUCUGACAAUGACGUGGACAGCGAGGAGAAAGCUGAAUUGAGUGAAGAGGAGGACGUUGGGAGGAAAACAAAAGGCGGGAAGAAGGGUAAGGAGCCCAAGAGGCAGGGUAGUGUUGAGGAGGAGGCACCUAGAGAACCCCAGGGUGGGAAGAAGAGCAAAAAGUCCAAGAAGAAGAGGAAUGAGGAUGAUGAGGAGGAUAUUGAGAAGCUUCUGGCAGAGUUGCAGAUUGAAUAUGCUGGAGGGAAGCCGGCUGGAUCCUCCGAGGGAGUAGCCGAUGGGGAAUCUCAGGCUGAGAGGAAGAAAAAAGUUGCAGGUAAAGGUCGUGAUCAUAAGCUGAGUUUCUCAAAGCAAAUUGAUGAAGCUCUUGAUGAUGAUUUCAAUGCAGACAAUGAUGUGGAAGAGGAAAUGGCAACAGUGAAGACGGCAGCGCAGAAGAAGAAGGAGAAGAAGGAAAGGCAGAAGAGGGAGGCAGCUCUGGCCAAGCAGGUACCGAAGGAGCCGGAAAAAGUUGAGGAGGAAGCACCAGUUCCAGAGGAUCCUCAGGGAGACGAGGAAGAGAAGACCAGCAAGGAGGAUAAGAAGAAAAAGAAGAAGGAAAAGAAGGAGAAGGCAGAAGCAGCAGAGAAGGCCAAAGAACCGGAAAAGGGGAAGAAGGGACCGAGUAAGCAUCUUGUGGCUGCGAUGCAGGAGCGUCUGAAGAAGCUGAAGGAGGAGGAGGAACGGGCAAAGCAGGAGGAGGAAGAGAGGAUAAGAAGGCUGGAGGAAGCUGAGCAGCAGCGCCAGGAAGCACUGAGGCAGGAGCAGGAGCGCAAGGAGAAGAAGAAGCAGAAGGAGAAGGAGCGCAAGGAGAGGCUCAAGGCUGAAGGGAAACUCCUGUCUGCGAAGCAGAAACAGGAAAAGGCACGAGCUCAGGCAAUGCUGGAAGCUCUUAAGGCUCAAGGAGUUGAAGUCCCGGAGGCAGGAAAGAGAGCUCCAAGGCCGGGAACACGUGUCCGGACGAAGAAGAAGGACCAAGUGGCAGCCGAUGGGGAGGAGAAGAAGGAAUCAUCGCCGGAUGAGAAGCCAGAGGAGCCAGAAGUUGAGGCAAAGCCUGAGAAAGAAAAGACUUCUGAGGAUGAUGUCAAAGACGCCUGGGAUGCCACAUCCUCAGAAGAUGAAUCCGAGGAAGUGAAGCAGGAGGCAAAAGUUGAAUCUCAAGUCAAGGGAUCGGCUUCGGAGGAGGAAGAGAGUGAGGAGGAAUCUGACGAAGAAGAAAGUGAUUCUGAGGAGGAUUCCGAUGAUGAUCACCGGACAGAUGCCGAACGGAAGAGGGAGAAAGCAAGAGCCAGAAUUGAAAAACGUCGGCAGGAAGCAGAGAAAAAGAGGACAACAGACAAUCUCCGGGCAGCUGUGGUUUGUGUCCUGGGCCACGUAGACACGGGAAAAACCAAGAUUCUGGACAAACUCCGUCGGACUCAUGUCCAGGACAGUGAAGCUGGUGGAAUUACCCAGCAAAUUGGAGCAACAAAUGUCCCAAUCGAUGCCAUAAAGGAGCAAACGAGAUUUGUCCGAGGAGCCUCAGAGAUGGACUUCAAAUUGCCAGGAUUGCUGAUUAUUGAUACCCCUGGGCACGAAUCCUUCAGCAAUCUCCGGAGUCGUGGAUCAUCUCUCUGUGAUAUUGCCAUUCUUGUUGUGGACAUAAUGCACGGCCUGGAACCGCAAACAAUUGAAUCACUGAAUUUGCUAAAGGCUCGAAAGACGCCAUUUAUCGUCGCCUUGAAUAAAAUCGAUCGGCUGUACGAUUGGGGUACGAUGGGCAGGAAAGAUGUCCGGGAUGUGAUCAAAGGGCAGCCGGAGAAUACUCAAAUUGAGUUUCAGAAGCGCGCUAAGGAGGUAAUCACGCAAUUUGCAGAGCAAGGAAUGAAUGCUGCUCUCUUCUAUGAAAAUCCCGAUGUCAAAAGCUAUGUCUCCUUAGUGCCCACUAGCGCCAUCACGGGAGAGGGAAUGGGAAACUUGUUAUACUUGAUCGUGGAAUCCUGCCAAAAUCUCCUCACGCGUCGCCUCAUGUACAGUGAGGAUCUCCAGGCCACGGUGUUGGAAGUUAAAGCCAUCCCUGGCCUGGGAACCACUAUUGAUGCCAUCCUCAUUAAUGGGAAACUCCGCGAGGGGGUGACGAUGAUCCUGGCGGGAACUGAGGGGCCCAUUGUAACUCAAAUACGAUCUCUGUUGAUGCCGCAGCCACUGAAGGAGCUCCGAGUGAAGAAUGCCUACAUUGAGUACAAGGAAGUUGUGGCUGCUCAGGGGGUCAAGAUUGCUGCCAAGGAAUUGGAAAAAGCUAUUGCUGGACUCAAUAUGCUUGUUGCUCAGAAACCCGAUGAAGUUGAUAUUCUCAAGGAGGAAGUGGCCAAGGAGCUGAAAUCUGCUCUCAGCAGUAUUAAAUUGAGCGAACGUGGUGUUUAUGUGCAGGCUUCGACGUUAGGAUCCCUGGAAGCUUUGCUGGAAUUCCUGAGAACUUCCAAAAUACCGUAUUCUGGCAUACGAAUUGGUCCCGUGGUCAAAAGAGAUGUUAUGAAGGCGUCAACGAUGCUGGAACAUGAACCACAAUAUGCAACAAUUCUUGCGUUUGACGUGAAGGUAGAGCGAGAUGCUCAAGAUUUGGCUGAUUCGCUUGGCGUAAAGAUAUUCCAGGCGGAUAUCAUUUAUCAUCUCUUUGAUAAAUUUAUGGCCUAUCGUGAAGAAUUGAAGCAGAAGAAGAGAGAUGAGUUCAAAAGUAUUGCUGUCUUUCCCUGCAAACUCAAGGUGCUGCCACAAUUUAUCUUCAAUUCACGAGAUCCAAUCGUUGUUGGGGUGAUGAUUGAAAAUGGGAUUAUAAGGGAAGGAACUCCAAUUUGUGUGCCCAGCAAGGAGUUUGUCGAAUUGGGCAUUGUGACGUCCAUUGAAUACAAUCACAAGCAGAUCGAAUCGGCGCGAAAAGGACAGGAAGUUUGUAUAAAAAUCGAACCAAUUCCAGGAGAUUCACCCAAAAUGUUCGGACGACACUUUGAUGAGACUGAUAUGCUUGUUAGUAAGAUUUCGCGACAGAGUAUCGAUGCCUGCAAGGAUUACUUUAGGGAUGAUCUUAUUAAAGCUGACUGGGCUCUGAUGGUGGAGCUCAAGAAGCUCUUCCAGAUUCUCUAGAGAAAAAAAUCUUUUAUUUCUUUUCUUUUUGAAAAUAUUCCCCCUCCACGUACUUUUGCUCUUUUUUUCAAUUUUUUUUUUCUGUGAGCAAAAUCCUCCUGAAAAAUCUUAAGGUAAAACACUCGAUUUUUUAAGGUGUAGAUUUUUGUUCUUGUGACAUUUUUGAUGGUGGUUUGGAGAAUGCAGAAGUCGAGUGAAAAUUUGUUAAAUUGUAUGAACAUUUUUGUAAUUACUGUAAAACAAUUGUAAUUGAUAUUUGAAGAAUAUUGCUAUAUUUUACAUGAU